This is a messenger RNA of Nomascus leucogenys (northern white-cheeked gibbon), 2937 nucleotides long. It is a transcript of the gene CCBE1, whose product is annotated as collagen and calcium binding EGF domains 1. Gene Ontology annotation, molecular function: calcium ion binding. The record is from RefSeq and is a predicted model, not a curated record. Lineage: Eukaryota; Metazoa; Chordata; Mammalia; Primates; Hylobatidae.
GCCGCGGCCGCGGAGGAGCAGGACACGGGGCCCGGACGGAGCUCGGCGCUAGGAAGAAGCCGGGAGCUUCCCUGAUGGUGCCGCCGCCUCCGAGCCGGGGAGGAGCCGCCAGGGGCCAGCUGGGCAGGAGCCUGGGUCCGCUGCUGCUGCUCCUGGCGCUGGGACACACGUGGACCUACAGAGAGGAGCCGGAGGACGGCGACAGAGAAAUCUGCUCAGAGAGCAGAAUCGCGACGACUAAAUACCCCUGUCUGAAGUCUUCAGGCGAGCUCACCACAUGCUACAGGAAAAAGUGCUGCAAAGGAUAUAAAUUUGUUCUUGGACAAUGCAUCCCAGAAGAUUACGACGUUUGUGCCGAGGCUCCCUGUGAACAGCAGUGCACGGACAACUUUGGCCGAGUGCUGUGUACUUGUUAUCCAGGAUACCGAUAUGACCGGGAGAGACACCGGAAGCGGGAGAAGCCAUACUGUCUGGAUAUUGAUGAGUGUGCCAGCAGCAAUGGGACACUGUGUGCCCACAUCUGCAUCAAUACCUUGGGCAGCUACCGCUGCGAGUGUCGGGAAGGCUACAUCCGGGAAGAUGAUGGGAAGACGUGUACCAGGGGAGACAAAUAUCCCAAUGACACUGGCCAUGAGAAGUCUGAGAACGUGGUGAAAGCCGGAACUUGCUGUGCCACGUGCAAGGAGUUCUACCAGAUGAAGCAGACUGUGCUGCAGCUGAAGCAAAAGAUUGCUCUGCUCCCCAACAAUGCAGCUGACCUGGGCAAGUACAUCACUGGUGACAAGGUGCUGGCCUCAAACGCCUACCUUCCAGGACCUCCUGGCCUGCCUGGGGGCCAGGGCCCUCCCGGCUCACCAGGACCAAAGGGAAGCCCAGGCUUCCCCGGUAUGCCAGGCCCUCCUGGGCAGCCCGGUCCACGGGGCUCAAUGGGACCCAUGGGACCAUCUCCUGAUCUGUCCCACAUUAAGCAAGGCCGGAGGGGCCCUGUGGGUCCACCAGGUGCACCAGGAAGAGAUGGUUCUAAGGGGGAGAGAGGAGCGCCUGGGCCCAGAGGGUCUCCAGGACCCCCUGGUUCUUUCGACUUCCUGCUACUUAUGCUGGCUGACAUCCGCAAUGACAUCACUGAGCUGCAGGAAAAGGUGUUCGGGCACCGGACUCACUCUUCAGCAGAGGAGUUCCCUUUACCUCAGGAAUUUCCCAGCUACCCAGAAGCCAUGGACCUGGGCUCUGGAGAUGACCAUCCAAGAAGAACUGAGACAAGAGACUUGAGAGCCCCCAGAGACUUCUACCCAUAGCACAUCCCAACACCGUCAUGCCAAACGAAGAGAAAGAUCAACUCACCUGCAGUUAAACCAUCUAAAGAGAAAAAACAUCACUGGAGACCUAGAAAACAUACAUUUUUCUCUUCUCUUCUCCUGACAUUCUCCACUCCUCUUCUUCCAAAUACAAUACUGUUUUCAGAGUCCCCUCCUAGGCCUGCAGACACGAGGGAGUGAAUGAUUGAUUUACCUGCUUCUCACUGAGAGUCUGUUGGGGUGGUUUGCAUUGUAACUUUUCUUUUACAUCCUAUUUUUCCAGGAACUUUGGAUUUAAGUACUCUCACAGUGUCUUAAAUCAUAAAUUCUUGAAGUUACAUUUGGCAGAGUAUUAAAAGGGGGAAAAUGGCAAAGUGAGCUCUAGGAAAAUGUGAGGCUACUUCUGAGAUGUGUGUUCAGAAUAGAACAUAACUCCUCUAGUAUCAAAAUUAGGGCUCUUCACUUAAAAGGGGUGGGGAGGACAAACGUGUAGGUGUACUUUGGUGGAGAAUUCUUUUUCCUUGUGCUUCUAGGAGACUUUAAGUAUUGUAUCCCCUUGUCAAACCUUGUUUCCCAAAUUCAAUUAAAGAGAGGAGAGAAUUGAAUGGCAUUUAGAGAAGAUAGAAAAGAAUUACAGUCAUAUAUUUACUGUUAUAUAGAUCGCCACAUUCUAAAAUUCAAAUAUGGUGCUUAAGGUUUCAUCCCAUGCUUAUCUGUAAGUAUCCUAUUUAGGGAAUAAGAUUAAACUCUUUUCAAAAAACAAAGUGAAAUGCCUGGAUUCACACUAAAACAAUGGGCUUUGGUUUGCUAGAAUAUUUUAAAGCUGUUUAAUCAAGAGUGGAGCCUGCUCUAUAAAUAGAGAUUAUUUGUUCAAUAAAGUGGCUGACCUUAGAGAGAGGUGCAGAAUUCCUGGUUCUGAGCAGGUGCCCAGAAGGUACCAUUAGGUGCCAUGAUCCAGGCUGAACCAAUAUGCAGUGGGGCUGAAGUCUGCAAGGAGGUUGCUGGCUUGGGCUGACCUCACUAACGCCGCCAGCAGCGGUAGGUAAAUUUGCUCUACUUGGGUGUUUACAAGUUUUUGUCUGGAGCCAACCACGCUUGCCACCAACAUAUUGAGAAUAAUACACUAUUGAAAGUUAUCUUGGAUGGGGACAAAAAAAAAAAAAAUAGUGGUUUUCCUUGUUGGCAAAAACUUCCUUCCUUUUCCCAUUUUUUCUUAAUUUUCUUUAAUUCAGUCCAAGUUCCAGUUCUUUUAGGCCUUCUCUUUGAUUUCUUUUCCCCUGCAUGUGAGAAGCAGUUCAGAAAAGGGUCUAUUUCUCCACCUCCUAGUGAGCUAGAGUGUUUUCUCAGAGCACCUCUGGGUCCCAAGGGGAAGCAUGUUCCUGCCAAGGUUUGCUGUGGAUUCAGAAGCACCGGGAGCAAGAGACCAUAAGGAUGAUCUGCUCCUUUGUAACGUUGUUGAGGGCCCUCUUGGUUCCAAUGAGCAGCUUAUAGGUUACUCACAGUCCACUUUCUCAUUGGACACACAAAGUGGUUCUUUAUCUACCUUUGCGGGAGAUUUUCACUCUUAUAUUGAGCUUCACAAAUGAUCGUUCUCACACUCAUAUUCCCUCAUGUUGGAAUUUCCCAUCCUGCCAUGUCCUUU